This is a messenger RNA of Linepithema humile (Argentine ant), 1369 nucleotides long. RefSeq lists its product as uncharacterized. Lineage: Eukaryota; Metazoa; Arthropoda; Insecta; Hymenoptera; Formicidae. Gene Ontology annotation, molecular function: sequence-specific DNA binding. The record is from RefSeq and is a predicted model, not a curated record.
GCGCGUUCAGCAGAACAAAUCGCUUGGUAGCAAUCGAACAUGAUUGGCUCUUACUUUUAGAACCAACAAAUCAACGUUAAGUGUUGACUAGACGACAAUUCAGCAGUUGUUCUGCUGAACGCAGCCAUUCUCUUACACAGAGCACAUGCAUUAAGUUCUAUACAUACUGGAGCGAGCCUUCCUAUCCCGAACAAAGAAAACUGCGUCCGCGAUUUAGAAAAGGACACAUAUAGCAAUGUGAGGAUUUCUGUCUCUUUUUACGUUAUGCUGAAAACAUACGCUGGACAAGGAAGACUAGCCUCACGUAAAUCUAUCUGUCUUUUUCGACCGAGACAUCCCCACUCCUGAAAGGCUCGCUCCAGUAUGUUAUAGAACUCAAUGGACACAUGCUGUGACAUUCGUACAUUUGUGUGGUGGUGUCACUGACGAGAAGAGGUGAGAGAGAAAAUUUAUUUUAUUUUUUAUCAAAAUGGUUAAAUGUAUUGUGUCAGGAUGCUCGAUUACAAAUUCUGACAAAAAAAGUGACAUUCAGAAAGCAUUGGAGCAAAAUAUAAAAAUUAGUUUACAUAGGUUACCAAAAAAUGUAAACAGAAGAAAAUUGUGGCUCAAAAAUAUUGGUUUACACGAAGAUACAAAUUUGAAAAAAACUGCAUCAGUCUGUUCUUUACAUUUUAAAGAGGAAGAUAUAAAUAGAACUUUAGAUAAAAUUGUUUUACAUGAAAACGCAGUACCUUAUAGCGAAGCCUUUAUCUAUGACAUGCAUAAACAGGAGAACAUUGAAAAUGAACAGAAUUGUUUAAAUUUAUCAUUUUCUGUAGAUGGUAACCAACUUUCAAAUUUAGAAACAUCAUCAAAUGAUACUCAUUGUGCAAAAAAACUAAAUAUGGGGAAUCAGGAAAACAAUCAUCAAGAGGAAAAUAUUUCCAUGCAAGUUGAUAAACAAACGCUUCUCAAUGAAUGCACUGGAGAAUUAAUUUUGAAAGAAGAAUAUUUACUAGCUGUUGUAAAUAUACUGUUUUAAGAUGAACUUCAAGAACAUACUACAGUGCUGGAUGAAAAACUUCUCGAUAAGUGUAUUUCUUCAAUAAAUUUCUCUGGACAUUUCAAUUCAACAGUUAGUCGCUCAACAUCUGUCAGUCCUCUACAUUUUCAAGAUGACAAAGUCACUAUAAAGUGUUUAAAAGCGUCUUUUAAGGAGUAUAAACGGAGAAGUCAACAAAUAAUAAGAAAUCUUAAACGCAAAUUAAAACGAAAAAAUCUGAAGUAGAUUUUGAUAUAGUUAUAGCUUCUUUAAAAUCAUUAUUAAAUAAAAGUCAUGUACAUAUCUUAGAAUAAAUGGAUAAGUGUAAUAAAGAGUUCUUGAAAAGAA